AUGGCGAUUUUCCAGUGCUUCUCUUCAGUCCACCGUCCGGGACCGCAGAUGCCUUCCCAAAGUGAAGCCGCUUCCGACACGGCGGCAACGCAGUGGCUGCGCUUAGGCCUUCUGCGCCCAGGUGCCAUGCUGCAUGCUGUUGAGCUAUCCUUCCAGGAACUUGUGGAGCACCAGGCAGGAAGACGCCCGACCUGCGGUCCCAUUUUGGAACGGACAGCUGCGGUACUAGUCAACCGGAUUCAGGUUCAAGUGGCCUCUUAG
Cladocopium goreaui is the source of this 261-nucleotide messenger RNA. The record is from the annotation of a GenBank genome assembly. NCBI's taxonomy places the organism in Eukaryota, Dinophyceae, Suessiales, Symbiodiniaceae.